AUGGUGGUGGACAGAGCUGUACUUCAGGCUGGGGAGGUUUCUUCCAGCCUUGACUUGUAUCCCCUCGGGACGGCCAGGGACAUCUGGGGUACUCAUUGUGCUGUUCUAGCGCCCAGGUUUGUAUUUGCUUCUUGGGUGCCCCCACCCCCCGGCUAUCUCAAUGUGAGUUUUGAUGGUAGUGUAGCUUUAGAGGGCAGGUCCAGCGGGGUUGGAUUUAUCAUCAGAGAUCAUUUUGGACGGCUGGUAGUGGCGGGUGGCCGAUAUACGCCUGGACUCACAGUAGUGGGAGCUGAGCUACAGGCAGCUUGGGAGGGUGUGUCCUAUGCGAGGCGGGUGCUUGGCGCUAGGCGGGUGCACCUCGAGGGGGAUUCCUCUAUAGUGAUCGACUGGAUUCAGGGUGCGGACAGAUAUGGUGAUGGACAUCCUCUCAUUCGGGAGACCCGCAGGAUGGCCCUGGAGAUGGACGACUUCGAGGCAGUACAUGUGUUCCGGAAGGCGAACAGUGUGGCAGACUGGGUCGCCUCUUACGUUGCUCGACAUUCAGGAGACUUUUGUUGGACUUCCACGGCAGGGCUCCCGCCCCCACUGUAUUUUUUGCUUUCUUCUGAUAUGGCAAGGUGUACUCACGUUAGAGUUAUAUGA
Phoenix dactylifera (date palm) is the source of this 642-nucleotide messenger RNA. The record is from RefSeq and is a predicted model, not a curated record. NCBI's taxonomy places the organism in Eukaryota, Viridiplantae, Streptophyta, Magnoliopsida, Arecales, Arecaceae.